Pogona vitticeps (central bearded dragon) is the source of this 6787-nucleotide messenger RNA. NCBI's taxonomy places the organism in Eukaryota, Metazoa, Chordata, Lepidosauria, Squamata, Agamidae. The record is from RefSeq and is a predicted model, not a curated record.
ACGCCUCAGCCAAGGCGCCAAAAGCUUAAAAGGCGGCGGGAGGAGGAGAAGGGGAUACUUGCGCAGUUGCCUUUCCUACGUCAUUUCCAUAGAGGUUUAGCGGGGGAUUGGCUAGAGCGUCGCCGGAAACAGAAGUGCCCGUCCCUCUUUGUGUUCCCUCCGACUUCCUGGGGGAAGAAAAAAAGCAACGGGACGUUGUGUGUGUGUUCGUGUGUGAGAGAAAAUUCUGGUUGUGCGGAGCGAAGUCUGUCCGGGCCGGGGGCGCGCCGGGCCGGUGUGUCCCCCCCCUCCCUCCGCCCUCAGUCCGUCAUGGGGGACGACAUGGACGUCAUCCCCGAGCGGGAGAUGAAGGAUUUUCAGUUCCGAGCCCUGAAGAAAGUACGGAUCUUUGAGACUCCCGAAGAACUGCCCAAAGAGCGCUCCAGCCUUCUUGCAGUGUCCAACAAAUAUGGAUUAGUAUUUGCAGGUUGCACAGCCGGGCUGAAGAUCUUUCAGACCAAAAACCUUCUGAUGCAGAUCCAAGCUGGUGAUUCGCCGAAUAAAAUUGUUGAGGACGUGCAGAGCCUUUUUGUUCCCACAAAGUUCCGUGUGCACCAUCUGGCGCUCAGCUGUGAUAACCUCACACUCUCCGUCUGCAUGGCCUCCAGCGAAGUCGGCUCCUUCAUUGCUUUUUACGAUGUCCGCACCUUUGUGAAUCAGGCAAAACAGCAAAAGCGUCCAUUUGCCUAUCAGAAGAUGGCUGUGGCGCUGAUCAACGACCUGAAAUGGAACCCCAUGAACGCCUCUCUCUUGGCCGUCUCUCUGUCUGACGGAAGCGUCUCAGUCCUGCAGGUUACGGAUGGGGUGAAGGUGUAUGCCACUCUCCCUGCCUCGGUGGCUGUUACAUCAGUGUGCUGGAGUCCCAAAGGAAAGCAGUUGGCGGUGGGCAAACAAGAUGGCACUGUAGUCCAGUACCUACCAAACCUACAGGAAAAGAAGACUAUUCCCUGCCCUCCCUUCUAUGAUUCGGACAAUCCUGUCAAAGUCUUGGACGUCUUGUGGAUUGGCACCUACGUCUUCAUGAUCGUGUAUGCGGCGGCCGACGGCACUUUGGAGACCGCCCCCGAAGUGGUGGUGGCUCUCCUUCCGAAAAAGGAAGAGAAGAGGCCCGAGAUGUUCGUUAAUUUUAUGGAGCCCUGCUACGGCAGCUGCACAGAGCGGCAGCACCACUACUUCCUGAACUAUGUCGAAGAUUGGGACCUGAUCCUGGCCGCCUCGGCUGCUUCCGCAGAAGUCAGCAUCCUUGCAAGACAAGGAGAUCAGAACAACUGGGAGCUGUGGGUGCUGGAAGACUCGAGCCGGGCGGAGCUGCCCGUCACAGAGAAGAGCGACGACACUUUGCCGGUCGGCCUGGCCGUCGAUUACACAAACAACAUGCCCAUAACUAUCAGUGAGGAGAAGACUCUGGAUCCUGCUCCGGUCCUGCUCCUGUUGUCGACGGAUGGCGUCCUGUGCCCCUUUUUCAUGGUCAAUCAAAACCCUGGUGUUCGGUCUCUCCUUACGCCACCCGAACCUCUGUCUGCAGAAGGGGACAGAGGGGCGAAGUCAGCGGGAAGUACGCCUCCCGCUUCAGCCUCUCCUGCUACUCCUUCAAAAGUGGAAACGGCCCCGCCAGCUGCUGCUCCUCCGGCUGCAGCUUCAGCGUCAGGCACUGGAGCAACUGCCUUCUCCUUUUCGUCCACCGAUUUGAAAGCGACCGGGUCUGCUGGGGAUUCCUCUCAGCCCUAUCCGUUCCCACCAGACACUUCCAAGCCGCCUCCGCCGGCUUCCCAUCUAAGCGGAGCAGCCGUCUUCUCCUCGCCGGCUGCCUCCAAAGUGCCCCAAACGCCGGCACCGUCGGCUGGUCCCAUGCCAGGCUCUGCCGCCUCAUUCUCGUUCGGCUCUGGGGUUUUCAAAACCAGCGCAGAAAGCCCAGCGGGCCCUCCGGCCUCUGCCGCUCCUGUUGGGCCAAAACAAAGUUUUACCCCUUCGGCUUCCUCCGUCAAGGUUAACCUCAGCGAAAAGUUCACAGCUCUGGAAUCGUCUGCUCCCGUCGCCACCGCCGUCACCGCUGGCCAAAGCGCCGCCAUGUUCUCUUUCUCCCCGGCUGCAAAGCCGGCCUCUACAGGACCUCAGAUCCAGACUGUUCUGCUCUCCUCUCCAGCUGCACCAAUAAAGACUUCCACUCCAGUAUCUUCUGCUACGGUCCGUUCCUCUCAGAACGUUCCCUCGGCUUUCGUGCUCCAAAAAACAUCCAAGGUUUCUCCAGCUGUGUCCAAAUCAGGUUCUUCCCAGGCCCGUCAACCACCUCUGAGUGCUGGGACAGAGAAGCCGCUUCAUCAGUGGAAAGAUUCAGAUCCUGUCAUUGCAGGGAUCAGAGAGGAGAUCGCACACUUCCAGAAGGAGAUGGAAGAGUUGAAAGGGAGGACGUCGAAGGCCUCUUUCCAGGUGGGCACGGAGGAGGAGAAGAAGAUGCUGAGGACGGAGUCCAACGACCUUCACACCUUCCUCUUGGAGAUCAAGGAGACCACCGAGUCACUUCAUGGAGACAUCAGCCUCCUGAAGACGAGCCUGCUGGAGGGCUAUGCCGGGGUGGAAGACGCAAGAGAGAAGAAUGAGCGGGCUCACAACUCCGAGUACUUACACCUCCUCUAUAAGAAGCCCUUGGACCCCAAGAGCGAAGCCCAGCUUCAGGAAAUCCGCCGCUUGCACCAGUACGUGAAAUUUGCUGUUCAGGACGUGAACGAUGUGCUUGAUUUAGAAUGGGAUCGUCAUCUGGAGCAGCAGAAGAAGCAGAAGCGCUUAAUGGUCCCAGAGCGGGAGACUCUUUUCAGUGCCCUCACGAACAAUCGGGAGAUCAUCAACCAGCAGAGGAAGAGGCUGAGGCACUUGGUGGACAGCCUGCAGGAGCUCCGCUUGUACAACCAGACUUCCCCCUGGCAUCUCUCGGCUCCCCUCUCCUCCUCCCCCCACAGCAGCGUGCAAAGCCUUGACAGCGAAUUGGAGACCCUGAGCAAUGCCUUGACCAAAGCCACUCUGGAGUCUUGCAGUAAAGCAUCACCCAAAUCGUCAGCUAAACUGUCCUCGGUGAAGCAGUCACAGCUAAGGAAUUUCCUGUCGAAGAGGAAGGUGCCCCCUGUAAGGUCAACUGCACCAGCCAGCCUCAGCCAGUCGGCCUUCCUGUCUCUGAGAUACGACGAAGACCUGGACGAGGUCAGCUCUGCCUCUUCGGCCGCCCCGUCCUUGGAGAACGAGGACCUGGUUCAAAUCGCCGAUCGCGAGGAGCAGGAGGACGUGGCCCCCCUCCCCGUGCCCCGCCACGCCCCCGUGGUCCGGACCCCCUCGAUUCAGCCUGGGCUGAUGUCGCAGCCCCUUCCUCUCGGCAAGCCCCAGAUCCCAGCGGGAGCUUUAACAGCCACCCCGAAAAUCAUCCCCCAGGGGGCGGACAGCACCAUGUUGGCAACCAAGACGGUGAAGCAUGGAGCGCCCGGGCCGUCGGUCACCCUCCCGGCACCUCAGGCAGCCGCGGAAGCAGCCCUGAGGAGGCAGAUGGCGAACCAGAAUCCAGCCGUCGUGACUUCCUUGACAGAGUCGACUUUGAAGAAUGUCCUUCAGGUGGUGAACGUUCGAGAACUCAAGAAUAACGCUUCUCCGCCGGCGGUUUCUGCCGUCAUCGGGUCGUCAGUGCCUCACUCCGCCGCUCAAGCUGUCCACCAAGUUCUGACGAUGGUGGUCACAAAUCAAGACCCUCAGGGACCUCCAGCGGGCUCUUUUAAGGCUCAGCCUCUUCCCGGCUCCACGUCACCAGGAGUGGCAACCGUCGGGCAGAUCUCGGCUGGGAAAAAGACCUCCGGACAAGGGCUGAUGAAGGCCUUGACCACUGAGGCGGCUUCUUCUACGACAGCCACGCCAGUAACGGCUGCCCAGUUCAACAAGCCGUUCACGUUUGCCUCCGCGGGGUCUGGGCUCAACUUCACGGCAGCCACUUCUUCCCCGGCAGCUUCAGGCUCUGCAGGUUUGCAAGCCACUGCCACCCUGCCUACCAAGGAGCCAAACCAGCCUGACGCCUUUCCCCUCGGGGAGAAGGGGACCUUCGGGACCGCUCCGGAGAACUCCUUCACUUUGGCGCCCGCCAACCCCCCCAGCGCUUUGGGAGGCGGUGCGGAGAGCAGCGGCUCUGGCGAUCUGUGCCCAGCAAACGGCCCAAGUGUGGCCGCCUCCGUUCCUCCUGCCGCCCCUGCCAGAGUGGAGAGCUUUCUGUCGAAACGAGGCGACCCUCUUUUCCAGGGCCCGGUGGCGGGAGAAACUCUGGGGAGCUUUUCUGGACUAAGAGUCGGCCAAGCGGACGAGACCGGCAAAGUGGCCUCUUCCAAACCUCCCUCCGCUCCCGCUGCGGGCAGCCAGGUCCCCGAAGAUGCCGCCAUGGUGCCUUCUGGAUUUGCCCUCCCAGGCAAGGGGUCGGAGGCCGCCACGGCCCCCCCAGCGUCGACGGCUCCUUUGUCAUCUUCCGCCGCCACCACCGGCAGCAUCUUUGGCGACGUCCAGGUGGUCAUGACGGGGCCUCCUGGCACUUUUGGCCUCGGGGCGUCCACGGGCCCCCCAAAGUCCUUGUUUGCGUUUGGCGUCCGGGCGACCACCGCCGCACCUGCCUCGGCCGCUCCCUCGGCUCCUCUUCCGGCCACGACGACGCUCUCCUUCGGAAGCCUGCUGAGCUCAGCGCCACCAGCCACCGUCUCGUCGCAGCUGGAGAAAGAAGAGGACGAGGCGAAGACUACGCUGGCGCUGGAGCAGCCGGUUCAGAGCGAGGGGGCCGGGGCGGCGCUGUCGCCUCCAGCACCGUCGCAGCCUCUGGAACCUGCGCAAGAGCUUGCCCCCCCUUCGCCGGCAGAAGGCGAGGCGGGAAGCCCAGCUGCCUCUUCGCCGGACCCGUCCGCCAAAGAUGUCCCUCCGCCCGCUACUUCUCUUGGCCCAAAGGCUGAAGCAGCCCCGGGGGUCACUGCCUCAGACCAGCUCCCUCCGGCGACCUCGGCACCAGCCAACGCGGCCCCCCAGCCGGAAGAACCCGCCAGCCCGUCCGCCAACCCGAGUACUGCGCCCCUCCAGAGUCCGGCGACAGGAGCCUCUGCGUUUACGGCCACCACCGUCACCGCCAGCCCUUCCGUCUUUGUGCAGCCGGCCGUCUCGAGCGCCGCCUCUUCGGGCUCUGCCUUCAGCCAGCCGGCGGCCGACCCAGCAGCCACCCCGGUCUUUGGCCAGCUCCCCCCAGUGGCGACCACCUCCUCGUCGCCGUUCGGCCAACCCCCCGCGGCCACCCCAGCCUCCACCUCCACGGUGGCCACUCAGGGGGGAACCACCGGGUUUAACGCCUCCGCCUUUGGGGCUACCACCAUGUCCGGCUUUGGCCAGCCGGCCUUCGGGCAAGCCCCGGCCUUCGGGCAAGCAGCCAACACCUCCGGCGGCUUCACGUUCAACCAGGUGGCUUUUGGGUCCACUCCCACCUUCGGGCAGGCGGCCUCCGCCCCCGCCCCCCCGGCUUCCAGCAGCGGGGGCGUCUUUGGGGCCCCCUCCAGCACCAGCACCACCAGCUCCUUCUCCUUUGGACAGCCUUCCUCCACCCCUGGGCCCUUUGGCCAAAGCACCACGCCGGCCUUUGGGCAGAGCUCCAGCUUUGGACAGACGGGGUCAGUCUUUGGCGCCACAACCACCUCCGCCGCAUCUGCGACGGGAUUCAGCUUUUGCCAGGCCUCAGCCUUUGGUUCUAGCAGCCCGGGCACCGCGUUCGGGCAAGCAUCCAGCACCAGCGGCAACCUCUUUGGCCAGCAGACCUCGUCCAGCGGGGGGCUGUUCGGGCCCGGAAGCAGCGCGGGGAGAGGUGGAGGCUUCUUCAGCGGCCUGGGAGGAAAACCAAGCCACGAGGCGGCGAACAAGAAUCCUUUCAGUUCCACCAGCGGAGGGUUCGGCUCGUCGGCCACGCAGAAUACGUCCAGCCUUUUUGGAAAUAGUGGGGCCAAGACCUUUGGGUUUGGCACCACCUCCUUCGGGGACCAGAAGCCGAUGGGCACCUUCAGCUCCGGCGGAGGCAGCGUGGCGUCUCAUGGCUUUGGGUUCGCCAGCCCGACCAAAGCAGGUGGCUUCGGAGCUGCUCCAGUGUUUGGCAGCCCUCCCACUUUCGGGGGGUCCCCUGGGUUCGGAGGGGCGCCAGCAUUCGGUUCAGCCCCAGCGUUUUCAAGCCCUCUGGGCUCGACGGGAGGCAAAGUCUUCGGCGAGGGGACAGCGGCCGCCAGCACCGGAGGAUUUGGCUUCGGCGGCACAGCCAGCACUGCGUCCUUCGGGACGCUGGCGACUCAGAACACGCCAACCUUCGGAUCCCUCUCUCAGCAGUCCGGAGGGUUCGGCGCCCAAGGCAGCGGAUUCUCCGGCUUCGGGACAAGCGGAGGAGGCUUUGGCUUUGGCUCACCUAACACAUCCAGUUCUGGGUUCAGCGGCUGGAGAAGCUAAAGACAGAAGCCGAGAGACCUCGCCCGGCGGCUGUUGAGAGGACGGGAGCAGGUUGGGGCCCCCCCAGAGACCGACCUGAGUGAAAGGCUGGGGAUGAGGGCAUGUUUGAGGACCCACCUUUUCCGACUUCCUUUUUAUUUUAUUUUUUUGUACAAACAAAGUGUUGAAAAAUGCCUAUUUUUUUUAAACGGGGUUGUUACUCCUCCUCCCUAAAUAAACUAUUUUCUCUGCGUCCGUGCUGUUGACAUUCACGGCGGUGCUUGUGAAUCCA